AUGAUCGUCGUCCACACUCUCACUCUCUCCGUGGUGCUUGCGCCACACUUUUGCAACCCAGCCGUACCAGAUCCGCCUCGCCAAGAACGAGCUUUAUCGAUCUGAGUCCGUACCGGAAUGUCGACGGCCUCUCGGAGCUUUUCUUGCACUGUCCCAAGCAUACGAAACCGGUACGCUAUCUGUGCAUUGACUCUUCUGUACCAUAGCGCGUCCUGUGCCUUCCGAGCGCUUCAUGCCGAAACGAGAUAUAAGAUGAUGGAUGUGUCACAAUGGGUGGAACGAGUCGCAGCAAAAUCGGGGGCCGUCUGCGCGUUGAUGCGCCGCUAUGGCACGCACGCCUGCAUUUUGUGGGUUCGCGCUCACCCACCCACAUUUCGGACUGGCAUGGCCAGCAGAGGCUGGCUAGACUGUGUGACUGCAGAGAAGGGCAUCGCGAGCCAGAGCUGAUGCGUCCUACACGUAGAUCGCUUUUGCGUGGUUUGGCGAGCUCAAGUCAACUUGAUUAGUAGUCAAAUCAGUUCCGG
Messenger RNA from Ceraceosorus guamensis, 524 nucleotides. RefSeq lists its product as hypothetical. Bases 118 to 447 code for a protein of 109 amino acids. The record is from RefSeq and is a predicted model, not a curated record. NCBI's taxonomy places the organism in Eukaryota, Fungi, Basidiomycota, Exobasidiomycetes, Ceraceosorales, Ceraceosoraceae. The transcript has a single exon.